This is a messenger RNA of Rotaria sp. Silwood2, 1662 nucleotides long. NCBI's taxonomy places the organism in Eukaryota, Metazoa, Rotifera, Eurotatoria, Philodinida, Philodinidae. The record is from the annotation of a GenBank genome assembly.
AUGUCUACUCGAAUAUGGCAAGAUUUUUUUGUAUGCGAACAUGAGAAUGAGUUAUUAGCAAUCACCAAAGAAAAUAAUACAUGUAAAAAACGUACAGAGCAAUUUAAUUAUGGAUUAUGUCAUACAUAUAUUUGUGCAGAAUAUCGGAAAUAUCCAUUAUGUAAAUUUCAAUUGAAAGCAAAACAGUCGUCUGAUGGUACUUAUCAAUUAUAUUUAUCAGGGUCUCAUGAUCAUCAACAACGGAAUACAACAACUCGACUACCAUCACCAAUUCGAGAAGUUAUUAUUAGACUGUCAGACAACGGCUUAGUAACAUCUCAAAUUAAUAAAGUAAUGAAAGCGUUACAUCCAGAUUUGUCUAUUGAUACAAAAGUUAUGAAUGUUGCUCGUGUUCAACGUCAAAAAGAUAGUUCAAGUGUUAAAUUCAUUGAAGAUUUACAACAAUGGUGUUUAUUACGUCAAAAUGUACCACCACCAGAUAAACAACACGACAUAUUUAUACCUUAUUAUGUCGCUAAUGAUGUGAAUGAUUUAUUUAUAUGUUUAACAACACGUCAGUUAUUAUCUGCAUGCAAAUAUUCAUCAGUAUUAGCUAUUGACUGCACUUACAAAAUAACAACAAAUGAAUUACCAUUAUUAGUAUUUGGAACAUCUGAUUAUAAUCGUCGAUUUUAUCCAAUGGGUAUUUGUUUAAUAUCAACAGACGAAUCAGCGGAUACAUUUCGUACAUUAUUUCGUGGUAUUCAACAAUGGGCAUCAGCAGUUAAUAAUCAAGCCUACACAAUCUCACAUGUUUUAGCUGAUGGAGCACCUGGUUUAACAACUGCCAUGUCUGAAAUUCCGUUAGCAAGACGUUUAAUGUGCUGGUUUCAUAUGAUUCAGAAAUGUCGCCAACAUGCAAAACUAAUUAAAGAUAAAAAAAAAUGGUUAUUAGUCGAACAAGAUAUUUAUAGUAUGCAAUUAAUAUUUGACGAUCAAAUAUUUGCAAUAGCAUCACGUCUUAUGUUAUUAAAAUGGUCAGCAGAUGCUGAAUUAAAUGAUUUUCGACAAUAUUUUGAACAAGAAUGGAUAUUAUCGUUACCGUAUUGGUAUGAAGGAGCUGCUUGUUUAGCACCAUCAACAAAUAAUGGGCUAGAAUCACUUAAUGGUAGAAUUAAAAAAGAUUACACAUUAAGAAAUCGUCUUCCAUUAUCUGCAUUUUUAAAAAUAGCCGAACGAAUGCUAAUCGAUUGGUCAAAAGAUAGUGAAGAAAAACCAUUUCAGUUACAUAUUACGUAUAAAGAUGAUUUAAAAUUAAGUGCAUACACAUGGUUACAACAACUGGAUAAAACACAAAUAUUACAGAUGAAUGCAAAUGUUUAUGUAAUACCAUCCAAAAAUGGAAACAUGAGUACAACAACAUGGGUUCAACAAUUUCAUGCAAUGACCUGGAACAAUUAUGAUGAAUUAGUCAAUUGGCUCAAUUCAGCGCGUUUAAUAAGUUGUUUACGUUUACUACCACCAUUAUUUUGUACAUGUCGAACUGGUUUAAAAGAAUAUACGUGCGUACAUAUUUUAGGUUUAUUAAUGUUGUGGGGUAGUCAACCUAUGCCACAAUUAAUUGGUAAAAGAAAAGGAAAAGGUAGACCAAAAAAAGUUAAAUUAGCAUUAUCCAAAGAUUAA